AUGUCAGACGAAGAGAAACAAGAGAUAACGCACGAUGACUACAAUUUCCCGCCAGGGACUGUCCAUCUUGUUGAUAUGCAUGGUACUUUAAAUGUGAAGAAGGGUGAAGGUAAUAUCAUCUUGCAUCCACAACCAUCUUCCAAUGUUAACGAUCCACUAAGAUGGUCCAAAACGAAAAGAAACUUGCAAUUUGCUUUAAUUUGGUUCUGGGCUUUUAUGUUGGCCCUUACAUUGAGUUUCAUGGGGCCUUUGUUUGCCGAUUGGAUAAUUGAAUUUAAUACAACCUAUAACGAACUCGGUGUUGCAGUUGCUUUAGGUUUCUUGGGAUUAGGGGUCGGUGUGUGUUUUAUUCAGCCAACUGGGUUGAAAAUGGGAAAGGUGUUUGUCUAUAAUUUGGGUACUAUCCUUGCGAUUGUUGCCUGUGCUAUGGGUUCUCAGUCCACUAAUAUUGGGUACUUUCACGCUUUCAGAAUUUUGGCUGGUUUGGCUGCAUCCCCUGUUGAUACAUUGGUUGAAAUUUCAGCUAACGAUUUGUUUUUCCAACAUGAGAGGUCUACUGCAUUCAGCUCGCUAAUUUUGGCGCUUUAUGGAGGUACUGACUUGGGCCCAGUCGCAGCUGGAUACAUUGCAGACAGCAUGGAUUGGAGUUGGUGCUACUAUAUUCAAAUCGUGAUUUACAUUCCAUUACUAGCACUUCAGUUUUUCUGGAUGGAAGAAACUACAUUCAGACGUUCCAAGAACGAGGAAGAAGAGUUGGAGGAGGAGAUUCUUGCCCAAAUCAAGUCUCAUGAAACUGGAAAAUCUGCCGAAUUGGUUUCAAGCGAACAAAAGGACAACAUUGAUGUACUUGUCAACUCCAGUCCAGAAGACCAAGAUCAAGUCAAGUUGACAUACUGGCAAAGGCACAAGUUGUAUCACACUGAGCACAACGAUACGAGAUCUUGGUUGUGUAUUUUCUUGAGACCUUUCUAUUUAGUCGCAUUUCCCGCUGUUGUUUGGAGUGGUAUGAUCUACGGGUUCCAGAUGUUUUGGUUAUCUCUUGUUAUAAAUACGCAAUCAGCAAUAUAUUCAGCUGAGCCUUAUAAUUUUAGUGUGAAUAAUGUUGGUUUGACAACAAUGGGUCUUUUCAUUGGUAACGUGAUUGGUAUGUUUUACGGAGGACCAUUUGUCGACUGGUUCGCUAUCAAAAUGGCUGGACGCAACAAUGGUAUCAUGGAACCAGAACAUAGAUUGCACACAAUGCUUGUACCAACAGUUUUCAAUGCCGCGGGCAUUUUGGCAUACGGUUUGGGAUCUUAUUAUGGAAGUCACUGGGCCAUCUCAGUUGUUGUAGGUCAGGGAUUAAUGGGUUUUGCCAUGAGUUCGUCGGGAGCAAUCUGUUUGGUUUACGCUGUCGAGUGCUAUGAGAAAUUAGCCAGUGAAUCUCUUGUGUUGAUUUUGUUCAUUAGAAAUAUGAUUGGUAUGGGAUUCUCUUUCGCUAUUUCUCCAUGGAUUGCUGCAGAAGGUUUGAUGAAAACUACUUAUGCCAUGUUUGCUCUUUCAGUAAUCGUUAAUGGAAGUUACAUUUUCUUGACUUGGAAGGGUAAAGCCAUCAGACGUUGGACAAAAGCUCGGUAUGAAAGGGUUAGUGUUCCUUCUUACGGGGAGAUGUUCAAGAGAAAUAAAUAA
Messenger RNA from Lodderomyces margitis, 1668 nucleotides. RefSeq lists its product as uncharacterized. Gene Ontology annotation, cellular component: fungal-type vacuole. The transcript has a single exon. Gene Ontology annotation, biological process: transmembrane transport. The record is from RefSeq and is a predicted model, not a curated record. Gene Ontology annotation, molecular function: transmembrane transporter activity. Lineage: Eukaryota; Fungi; Ascomycota; Pichiomycetes; Serinales; Debaryomycetaceae. Bases 1 to 1668 code for a protein of 555 amino acids.